This is a messenger RNA of Hyalella azteca, 1347 nucleotides long. RefSeq lists its product as uncharacterized. The record is from RefSeq and is a predicted model, not a curated record. Lineage: Eukaryota; Metazoa; Arthropoda; Malacostraca; Amphipoda; Hyalellidae. The coding region runs from base 370 to 1347 and encodes 325 amino acids. The transcript is spliced from 3 exons.
UCAGUUUCUUAUAAAAAAGUUGUGCUAUAAGUUAGGUAUAUGUAACUGUAACCUUCAACACCGUUAUUCACAUCACUACAAAACCGAAGAUGCGUCUAGUAAUCUGGGGCAGUAGCGGUUUUGUUCAGGCUACACUAGGGCAUUUACCCUUGUUUGUAUUCCGAAGUCAUCCAUGGCCCAGACAGUUUGCGUAACAAAGGAGGAGUAUCGAAACUCUCACAAUAGAAGAUGACCUGAAGGAGGAGCUAAAUCUAAAAUUAUUUUCGUUUGGAAGUUUAGUUAGACAACAGCCGGCCUCGCAUUCUGUGGUAAUAUCCACUGAGAAAACGUCUUCACAAGCUUUAAGUUAAGCCGAGCAACCAUCACAGCAUGAGCGGGGUACUUUGUUCCAAAUGGAUUCUGUUUGUAACUGCGAUUAUCGCAGUGAAUUUGAUGUUUGCUAAUUCAAAUAUCACGGAAACUGAAACAUCAUUUGACGAAGAACUCAAGUCAACAUUCUCGUUAAAAGAAAGAUUUCAAAGGCUGUUGGCGCUCGACGCGCAGCCUCACAACAGGGAGAAGCGCCUGAUCUAUUUCCAGUUCAGGCUCCCAUUCGGCUCAAAUAUGGAGAUCAAGUGGACUUUCAACUGGAUUGCUAUGACAGAAAUCAAGUACACAACUAAACUGCAAGUGGCUCUACCUCUCAAUCGACCGCUACCUGCCUACCUUACAGAUGAUAGAUACACUCCUGAUUUUUCAACGCUUUUUGGCACAAAAUUGGGAAGAGAAGGAGCAGGAGGAGAGAAUGAAGAUGAAGGUUUUCAUAACUACGAUUGGGAAACCGAAGACCAUACGAAUAGAAAUCUUGAUGCUGCAGUUACCAAGGCUGAUGAGGCAAAUAAGACGAAGACCCAUAAUGUAACCAAAAGAAGUCCAGCGACUUCACAUCGAAAUAAAAGGCAAGACGAACUUGUUCAUGAGAAUACACCGGACACUGAAAUUCCGAACGGACCAGGAAGAGUUUCCGACUUUGAAACGAAAAUCGUAUCGGAUGAUAUUACUGAAUCUGAGAGAGAAGAGGAAAUGGUAUUUGAUAGUUAUGAAGAACAUUCAGAACAUGUCAAGAGUCUUCAUGUGAUGCACAGACUCGAUGCGUACAAUGCUAUCGAACGCAUCUUGACCAAACCAUCAGUGGCAUCGCUGUCGUCCCCCAGUUCGGACAUGGAAGUUUUGAAGGACUAUUUGGUCGCGGAAGAAGCAGGGCGUGGCAGCGGCGAUUGUCGGCGUCGUUUCGCCGAUUGCCCGUCCUCUGUCUUCGAAAUUAUCCCGCUAGUGUCGCACAAGGUUCUCGAUUUCGGACUCUUCUAA